Molecule: messenger RNA, 2323 nt
Organism: Porites evermanni
Lineage: Eukaryota; Metazoa; Cnidaria; Anthozoa; Scleractinia; Poritidae
Source: the annotation of a GenBank genome assembly
AUGGGCCUCGACACCGCAUUAUCCCCUGUCGUAAAUUUUAUUAAAUCUCUUUCCUCUCCCGUUCAAAUUCUUGGACUGCUAAUUAUAGUAUAUAUUAUUCGAAAGAUUGUGCAGUCAAGAUUUCGAAAACCUCCUCCUCCUCCUCGAGAAAAGCCUCUUGAGCCUAUGAAGAAACGCGACUUCACUCCUUUUGAGUUGCUAGAGUACGAUGGCGUGAAGCAGAAGCGAGUCCUUCUUGCCGUUAACUUUAAGGUUUUUGAUGUAACACGUGGAAAAGACUUCUAUGGUCCAGGUAAGUUUAUCGACGGAUGUCAUUGUUAGAGCAAUAUGGCUAGAUUUUAAGGGUUACAAUGAAAGUCGAUGUAGAUUUCAUGCUCCUUGAUUUACCCUUGUCAGAUUUGUUCAGGAUCGAUUAGGUAUUAGCUUAGCCUUAAUUUUGGCCGCAUUUCUGCGUCAAUCGUUCUAUAUAACUCACCACAGAAUGGUGCAUAAUAGUUUAGAGUAGUUGAUCGAAUGUCUGAAUACAUUUCUUGGCCAUAUGGCGAUAAAGAGUGUAAUUUCUCGCUUGUGUAAGUACGAGUUUCAUGAAACUUACCAGUACACUGGGGCAUCUCUACGUCGUCAUCUUGGCCUUAUCAAAGUUUUUCAGUGACAAUUGUUCAUACACCAGCAGUUCUUCAUAUCCUUCUUUGUAUAUUUUUUGCUUACAAGUACUUAGAACAAAUUAAAAUUGGCGCCAUUAAUUAUAACGGUCCUCAACCUGUGUAUCAGUUCAUUGUUAUUCAAAUAUGUCAAGCAUGUGACUCAAGCAUGCUUCCUUUGUUUUCAAAGGAACUGAAUAGAUUUCACUUAUCUCCUAUUUUCUUUUCUCCUGCAAAAAGAGGUCCUAGAGUUAGAAGUACUGCAUUUUAUGCCAUGAACCCCAGUCUUGUAAUAAAAACCUUUGUCUUCUUAAGGUUACCGGAUACUUUCAGAUGAUUAAUUUCGUUAAAAUAUAGAUUUUUGAUUUUUUAUUCUUUCCACUCAAAGGGGGACACUUUGAGAAGCUAUAACUCGGAAUUUGUUUGAGUGACCUAGAAUUUUCAAGAUUUGUUACUUUAAUAUGUAAGCAGCAAAAAUGUGUUGGGGAAUUUUUUUUUAAAUUUCAAACUUCAUAUGCAACCAUUUUCGCCACUAAGCUAUAACUCGGAAUUUGUUUGAGUGACCUAGAAUUUUCAAGAUUUGUUACUUUAAUAUGUAAGCAGCAAAAAUGUGUUGGGGAAUUUUUUUUUAAAUUUCAAACUUCAUAUGCAACCAUUUUCGCCACAUGAUCAUAUUGUUGAUGUAGACCCCAUUGCUUCAGUGUUAUAAUAGAGUCUAACUGAGUGGGUCACCUCUUUGAUGGCCUAUGAAACACGUUUGUAUUAAACACCCAUGCACUCAGGAUUUGAGUAGUUCACCUGCCGGUCUAUUCCGCUCCUUCACUGCAAGUAGAGCAUUGUCUUGGCUUCGCCGGUGAACAUCUAACUGAAUUGCAUUUCUUAUAUAUAUUUUUAAGCAUUGUAAAUAGUUCACUUUUUAAACGUAAGCGUACGAUGUUGGAUUAAAACUGUGAAAUCAAAGUACACGGCUGCAAAAGUGAUGCUGAAAUAACUACAGGGUCUUCACAGUAGAAGAGAUUCAGACUUUGACCGAAACACCCUUAAAAGGGCCUCUCCAUGACUAUGGUUUGAGGUGUUGCGUUUCGUCUGUAGUGGAUACAUUAGUUUACUGGGCUGCCUGUUACAUGCCCAGACUAAAAUCUUCUUUCGUUCAGCCAUUGCCUUGAAAAAAUAACAAAUGUUUAUCAAUAUGGACCCAGAUUAAGCCAAAAGGUAUAGCGUGUUUUGAUAAACAUGUUUUUGCACAUCAGUGCUGUCAACUAUGCAGCUGCUCCGGGGCUGGCUUUUGAUUUUAUAUCCCAUUUUUAAAAUUAUGUAGCACAUGGCUUUUUGAGGUUUAAGAGGUUUUGAGGUCUUUGCUUCCCAAACCACUCCUGUGGUUUUUAUUAUUAACAGUCAAGUUUUUCCAUUCAGGUGGGCCUUACAACGUGUUUGCGGGACAUGAUGCUAGCCGAGGUCUUGCUACGUUUGAUGUUGGACCUGAUGCCGUGAAAACAGAACAUGAUGAUCUGUCAGACUUAAACAGCAUGCAACUGGAUUCUCUGCAUGAAUGGGAGACACAGUUUAUGGAAAAAUAUGACAUGGUUGGAAGACUGUUAAAGCCUGGUGAGAAACAUCAACAAUAUUACGAUGAAUCAGAAACUGAAGAGGAAGAUGGAAAAGGAGGAAAGAAAGAGCAAUAA